AACAGUUUAUUUAUAAUAAACUUUUUCAUUUCUCUUUAAAAAUAAUAAAUUGUAUUGCGAUAAAACAUAACACUACUUUUAGUGCAAAACUGCUAGUAGUUGAUGGUAAAUUAUCAAACAUUUUUCAAAAUCUAAAAGUUUCAAGACUUUCAAGUAGUUGUUUUGUUUAUUGGCAUGGCGGGCAUGGCGUGAAAGUGAACAGUUCGAUUGUUAUAACCCUCAAAAAUGGCUGGAAAACGUUCAAUAAAUAAUAGUGGAAGAACAGUGAUACCUACAGCUAAGACAAUUAAAAUAGUAACUAAGAAUACCAGUAUUCCUGAUAAUUUUGAAGAUGCAUUAGGUAGUAAAGGCCAACUACAGCUACGUAAUAGAUGUAUAAAUUUAAAAAAUACUGAAGUUAUUAAACAUAGGAGAUCCCGUAAUCGUAGACUUAAGAACAUAUCCCGAUCCCUUUCCAAAAAUUUAAAAAGUGUCACAACAAAAAAUGCUUCUGCUAACAUCUAUAUUAAUACAGAAACUUUAGAGACUCCCACAAGAUCUAAUUAUAUCAUAUCUUUAGAGAAUCAUCAAGAAGAUGAUUUGGACUAUGAACCAGAUUUUGAAAAUCGCCCUAGCAGUACAUUUUCUUGUAACAGUACAAUUAGAGAUGAGAAUGCAUCUGUUCCACAAAAUUUAGAAUAUCAGAUAAGAAAUGAUGAAUUUAAUAAUGACACCUCUUAUGAUUUUACAACAGAAGAAAAUCUAUCUGUAUCUCAUAGAAGUGACAUGAUACCAUACACCAGAAACCACGAUGAUGAAGAUGGGGAAAAUGAUUAUAUUACAUUUACACCUUCACAUUCUUCUCAGGUUCUUCUGGACAGUUCUAGUUCAAACGGAAGUUCUCAGAAAGAUGACAAUAUUGAAGAUGAUGCAAAUAGUUAUGUCACGGAUUAUGACAUUCCAGACGAAGUAGAAAACAGACUUCUUGAAUCAGAUGAAAAUGAUGAUGAAAAUGAACAUGAAAAUGAACAUGAAAAUGAACAUUCUAGCACACUUUCUGAAGAAGAAGAAGAAGAAGAAGAGCAAGGUCAGAUUCAAGAAACAGCAAAUCCUGAUUUUCAGAAAACUCCGGUAUUUCAAGACUCCCAAGUUAGGAAGAUUGGAAAAAAUUUUGUUAUAACAGCAUUUAAUAAAAAAACAGACACAAACUCGAAGGUUUGUAUUAAGCGGCCCAAUAACACAAAUGAAAAGGUAAAAAUUAGGCGACUUAAUAGACCUAAAUGGAAUGCUCCGUAUCACCCUUAUCAAACUGUCACAGUUAAUUUAAAUGACAUAGGUUAUAUCGCACCUCCUUUGCGCAGAAAACUUAGCGAAACCAAUUCUGAAAAUUCUGAAGGCAGCGGUAGCGAGUCUGCUGCACCGACUAACUUCAAAGUUACCCUUGGACCUACUGACAAAAGGAAAUGCGAGAAAAUUCAGCCACCCUCCAUCGAAAAUGGUUUCAAGGUACCCCUUCCGCCUAUAAAAAGACCGCCAUCAAGACCUAAAAGACCAGGAAGUAGCUCGGCCAGUUCAAAUGUGAGCCCAUCUAGUUCUGUAACCGACUCAUCAGAAACAUACAACAGAGAAAAAUUUAUAAGGGACAAUAGGGCGAUUGUACGUUUGCCCCAAAAAGAGGAUGAUACACUUUCUAUUGUGGCAUCUUCUAUAGAUAGAUUCGAAAUGGAAGAAGUUCAUGCUUCACUGGACAAUGACGUAUUUGAUGUUGGUAAUGUUGAUAACAGUAGGUCAUAUGUUACAGAUUGGAUAUCGUCACAAGUACCCAUAACCCCAAGUUUGAUGACAAAUAAUUCCAUUUCUUCAGCUCAGACUAGGGAAAAUGCUCCUCGUACUACAAUUCUUGGAACUCGAAUGAAUUUUAAAGAUGUUAAUCCAUUUUUUUCUGGCUUGUGUUUUAAGUACUUUUUUAAUGAAAAAUGUACUAGAAAUAAUUGCAAAAUGUCGCAUAAUGUUAAUAUUGCUGCAUAUACGAGAAAAUGUUGGGACCUGCAAAAGAGUGAAAUGGAGAGUAUAUAUAACUUCACUUUGCGAUUCCAUUUACUAUUUUCUCAUAUUUAUCCAGCAUUAAUCAAUGGUUUUGCAUAUCAUAGGAUGCAAAAUAAGCUUAUAACUUGUAUCGACGAUUUUUUUGAACUGCAGAGCGUCGUCAAUUCUCCUAGGGCUGUUGAAAAAGUUGUCGCUGCUCUGGUGCAAACUGGAUUAACGUUUUCAGAAGCUAUAGAGAAAAUUUCGUUUAACGUUGGAUUCAUGAGACAUCCAGAGUUGGCCGACAUACUUCUGGAUUUAAUAACGCAAAAGCCCAACUUGUCUGAAAAUUGGGAAGAAAUUAAACGGAUAUGCAGAGCUAAAAACUAUAUGCCUCCCAAUAUCCUGGAGAGAAUAAUAAGCAGAAUUUUGUUGAAGCCCACGAACAUCAACAAGGACAUCUGCAAAGACAUAUACAACACUAUAAUAAAGAAUGAAAUGACGGAUUUGUCGCUAGUAAACACCGAACUAUUGAGUCCUCUGAAAACGUUGGCUCAAUUCGGCAAUAAUGCUAUUAACAAAAACAACGAUCUGAGUAAUGUUAUCGAAAAGAAUUUGCUGAAAGAGAGAACACGAUUCGAACAGGAAGAAUCUCAAAAUGAGCCGCGAACUCACUUAAUCAACAUCGAUUCGGACGAAAGACAGUUUCAGUAUGUGCAGAAGAUAACGACGACGCCACCGCCGAGGACGAUCGCACCGCCAUUUUCCCCGCCACACAGCUCUAGUAGAAGUUCGACGAGCUCUGAGAAAUUUACCGUUGAACAAGAGAAUCGGAACGAAUUCAUUUCACCGUCGAGGGAUAAUAAUCAUUAUGUGCCACAAGCGCUUGCCGCUUUUUCUCAGACAUCAGAAGAGCCCAGCUUGGAGCCUAAUUUCCUUAUUAAUAUUCCCCCUCCUACGUUCAAUAGGCCACCUCCCACUUUAAAUAAACCUCCUCUUCCCACUUUAAUAAGGACUCCACCUCCCACUUUAAUAAGGACUCCACCUCCCACUUUAAUUAGGCCUCCUUCCCUAUUGACUCUAAAAAUUGAUAACCCGAAUAUUAAAUCUCCUAAAUCGCCUCCACUAGAAAUAAACUUGUGUCCUGAAAUACCCAUUUUUGGCAAAUUUAGGUACAAGAAAGGAUUCGUUUUUGACGAGUGUUUACACAACCUUUUGACGAGUAGUAGAGAGCAGGUACCGCUGAAUGAAAAUGAUAUAAUAAAACUGAAUAACAUAAUAAAAACCGGAAAUGGUGCUGGUUUUUUACAAAUUCUAGAACAAUAUAAGGGUCCCAGUACGUUGCAGAAUUUCAUUACGAUGUCUCUGGCUCAUUUAAAAAAUUGCGAUAAUAGGCCUUACAAUAGUCUGACUGAUUUAAUAGAAAAUAUAGAUAUUUUAAAACCAGAUUUUAAACGCGACCCGUUUUUGAAGGGCGUUUUUGAGGUAAUUGUUUUCAACUUGUUAUUUUUUCUCGAACGAAAAUGCCAAUGGAUGGACGGAAGAAAACUAAUAGAGCUGUUCUGCGAUUGGGAUAGCCUAAUUUCAUCCAAGCAAUUGUCCAUAAGGAAAUUCUCGCCGAUGGGCCGAUAUAUAUUUUUGGCGAAAUUUUUAACUGAGGCCAAAGCUUUUUAUAAGGUCUACGACAUAUUACAAUCUUCAGAUUUAAAUCUGUUGGAAUGUCCGGAAAAAUGGCGGCUGUUCCACUCACCGACUGUAGAUUUAGAAAGUCGGAACGCACUGUUAACUGAUUUUUUCAAAUAUGCCUAUUUGAAUAACAUUGAUGUCGUCUGUGAUAUAUAUCGUAAUAUAUUUCAAUUCGGUGAUAUUUGGGAAUUUGAUGCACUUAGCUAUUUCAACCCCAUGUUGGAAAACCUAAUAAAUACUGAAAAAACCUCGUCGCUGAAGCACUUUUACUCGAACAUUGAAAUAUUUUACAAAAAAAUGAGCAGGAAUAUACUGAGAGCAUUUAUAAUAUACCUAUACACUCAUAUAAACAUUGAAAAUACAUUAAAGUUGUAUUUAAUGGGCGUACAAAAAGGAAUAUAUGUCGAUUAUACCGGUAAGGAAACUUGGAUUCUGGUAAGGACUAACAUGUCAGAUGUCGAACUGAAACUCAUUUUAGAAUAUUAUAUGCGUAAACUAGACCUUCUACCCAAAGAAUUGAGCAACCACGAUCUUAUAAUAGAAAUCAAACUCCCCACCGAGAUGAUGACAUCGCCGAAUAUUUUGCAAAGAUGUGUGCGCAGCAUCGCGGAAGUGAAUAAUUCGGUUAAAAAAAUUUUAUAUCAGUGUUUCGGUAUCUUUUUGAGAGAACCCGAUCAGAAUCAAAACAGUAAUAGUACUGUUAUUCAUAUUCCUAAAGAAGAACUCAAUAGUGAGAGUAGAAACGCUUAUAGGUGAUAAAUUUUAAGGUUUACUUCUUUUUCUUCUUUAGUUUUGCGUUAUGUAAGUAUAUUUAAAUAUGUUUUCCCAUAUUGGGAAUAAAGGUCUGUAGAGAUCAUUUUCUACAUAAAAAAAUAUAUAAAACAAUCAUAGUAAUAUGUUACAGAUUUUAUAAACUUAAUUAAACUUUUUGGACCAUGCAUGCGUGAGAUGUCAUGUUGGACGGAUGACAGCUCGAGUAUGUGCGGUUCGAAAAGUGUUCUCAAUUGCUAUAUUUCUUACUGACUCAGCUCUAAACUAAUAACGGUUUUUUUGUAUAAUAUGCCUCCCCUUGAUAUUUUGUAGUGUGACAAAUGACAGGUCGAACAAUAUUUACACUAUAUCAAGAGCUACUAUUGAAUCAAUUUAUAAUUCCUAGAAACACCUCGUAUUUUAUAUUAUAAAGCUUUUUACGGGCUUUCUAAGACCAGGGCUUAGUUAUUUUCUUACAUUUAGUUCAAUUUUUGAUUUAUUUAUCUAGUUUUUCGCCUUUCGUCUUUUCCUCAGUCUGCCUCACUUCGAUUUAUAAAUUAGUUCUUUUCCUGUUACAUUUUUUACUAUUAUUGGGUCGUUUAUGCUGUCUAGAUGCCCAGCCACUAGUAUUUUUGAAAUUAUACACAUCAAUUUUUUGUUCUUUGUAAAAUCUAGUCCAGGUUUUUCUAGCCUAAGCAGUAGGGUAACCCCUGUCCUGGGCGUUAUUUGUGAAAAUAUAGAAUUAAGCUAAAAAUAGGUUGGUUUAAUUAGAUGUUCUCAGGCUACCUUUUAUGGGUGUUUCUUUUCCAGUCUUUAUCUAGAGGAUAUUUGUAACAAACAACCCCGCAAGAUUACUUCCCUCUAGUAUUGAUAGUUUUCCCUCUAUAGCGUUCUGAAGGGAGCACGUCUUGUCGUUGAAGGCCACAUUCCCAUGUUUUGCACUGCUUUCAUUUCGCGAGCGUUAUGGGCCAAAUGGAUGGUCUUAUUGACAUUUUUCAAAAACCCAUUUUUCCUCAAUAAAUACACUUUACAAUAGUUUUUGUUCGAGUUGUUAGCUUGACAAUUAUUAGGUGAAUUGCGAGCGCUCAAAAUCGGCUGAUGUUUGUAAAUUUCAUUAAAAUUACCUAUGUUUUGUUAUACUUAUAAUUUCCCAUUAAAACCUAUAAAAAAAAUCUAUGUUGGACUCAAUUGUUCAUUAUUAGUGAAGCCAGCUAGAUACGAUUCAUCAGAGCAUUGAUUUACCUCUCAGUUUUUGCAUUUAAAAUACACCCUUUGGGGCAACAUCAGAGAUAACAGGAGAUAUAGCUAUUCAUUGACAAAAUAUAAUCGUAACGCCGACAUCGUUACCACAGCUUAAAUAAUUUGAUAUGGUUCAGUUGUAGAUCAGGAGUAGAGAGACAUGUGGUGCGAGGUAAGGCAAGGGAUAAACUGAAGGAUUUGACGACCCUACAAAAUAAUUUUAACAAUGAAUACAUGUGUAAGCCGUUGUACGCCCAUAUUAAACAACGUACAAAAUAAAAUCAUGUAGUACAAGAUAUUCAGCUCAACAUUAACUAGGUUUUGGAAUUUAAUGAAAAUUAUUACAUCUAAUUUAGUGAAAUUACGUCUAAUUUAGUAAAAUUGCAUCUAAUUUAGUUAAAUUUGAUAUAACUAAUGAUUCAAUUUUUUUGGGGUUUAGUUGUAAGUACCUGUUCGGUCACCUUCGUGAGUGUUUGGUCACAUUUAAAUAAAAACCGAUUCAGACAAUUCACACUUCCCUCCAUGAUUCAAACGAACUCCUGCGUGAAUACCGUUUAAAAAAAUUUAAAAAAAUGCGUUUCUUGUAGAACUUUGAAUACAUUUUAAGUGCAUCUAUUUGUUUCCUUGUAAUUUUCCUACUUGCCCAUUUUGUUCUAUUAAAAAGGAAUCAGAUUUUCCAGAUUUUUAAAAAACUUUUCUUCUACAGUUUCGGCUAUUGAAAACCGGUUUGCUAGAAUGUCGAAGCGAAAUCCACAGAGUUAGCAUUAGUGCAAGCAGUAAACGGCCGCCUGGCUUCGUGGGGAUAACUCUCGGUGUGCUUAUUCACAAUAUAUCAUGUCCGCUGUCUGCGCUGAGUGAUGUGAAUUGCGAAUAGACACAACAUAUAUCCCCAUCAUUCAACUAAUGCGAAGUCUGUAGUUUUCACUUCGACACUAGCAAACUGUAUUUGAAGGUCUUCAAUAGCCGCUACUGUAUAGAUUUAAUACAUUUAAACGUCUUUUCAAUGUUCUUUCGCUAAUUUUUAUAUUGUCACGUAAUUCCGGUUAAAUUAAAAUUUCUUGAUAAUUUAAACCCAGUAAAAAAUAUUCUUUAAUUGGCUUUUCUUGAUAAUUCAUUUAUAUCAGUUCGCAGUUCGUUUCCCUAUAGCACAGCAAAGACCACUCAAAUCCCAAAUUAAAUAGGCUGGAGAAAGGAUAAGUGGGAUAAAAAUCGUAAUCGGUGUUAUCUUUUAAUGUCGUUAAUUAUUUUUAAGUGUGAUAGGUGCAGGUGGCAAUGCCCUAAAAUGCUUUUGUAAAGAUGACAGGACUGGACAAGCAGGUCCUUCAUUAUCUAUUUUUUUACUUUUUUCUAAAAAUUUUGAAGCGUAUUAAUAAAACAAUACAAAAGUUUACUGUUAUAAAAAUUAUAGGUACCAUAAACGAACCAAACUUACUUGAACCCAAAUAUUUAUAUGAAAGUGUUUGUGCUUUGAAAGCUUUUAGUUGAAGAAACCGUGGGUGAUCGACCUUCACUCAUCUGAUAACCAGAUGAGACAUUUUUUACGCAAUUUUAUGGGAAGUUGCCAUUUGAAGUGUUCAUAGCUAUUUUUAAUUAAUCAUUUUUUUUUAUAACCGAACAAAUUUAAUUUUAACAGAUAAUUUUUAACGUGGAAAAUAUGCUUAUAUAGGCUUGUUUACUUAUUUCUGUUCAUGCCUACCUGGCAAGCAGGUAUGAAAGGUAAGUCAAUAUAGGUAACUACACCGAUAAAAAUUAAUAUCAGAAGAGAGAAUUUAAUUACGAAAAUAAUUGUAUAGGUUUGCCUGCAAAAAACUGUUGAAUACUAAUGCCAUGCUUUAAAGUUUUUAAAUCGGAGCAAUUAAAUAUGUGCGAGAGAGAAAGCGUCUUUCAAAUAGAUAAUCCUGCUGCGUAUAAAGUCCUACCUCGCCGCCAAAGGUUGUAACACAGUUUCGUCCGUCAUAUCACCUGCGUACGAUUCUAUGCUUUCCGUUUCCCAAGAUACGCAAUCGGCGGCGUCGUCGUUCGAAGAGUCUUCAUCCGAAAAAUCGUAAUCGGCCGUUUCUGGAAUAAACUCGAUAUCUUGAGGCCAACAGUUUUCUUGCCUACCGUCCAGCCAUUGCACUUUUAGCUAUCCCUCUAGACAAAUGUCGAUCACUUUUCCCGUUUUCUCUUCUUCAGCAGCUUUUGAUUUAACUAUACUACGAGGACACAAAUUUCGAAUGUUUCUUCAAAUCGUAAACACUCAUUUCAUUUAUUGCUAAUUCUGUAGGUUUUUCUCAGUUUCAGAGUAAGUAAACCAUUUAAUACUGGCAAUUCUUUCCGAAUAAUUGACACUUUGGCCAACACCGUAGCUGUCCGUUUCCGGCUUGCUAUCAUUAAUGACCCAUUCUCCGGGAAAACAUUCGUGAUCGUCUAAAGAUAUUGAAUAAUACAGUUGGGUGGAUGGUAUAUCUUUUUCUUAGGAACCGUCUUGCCACACUACGUUUACUUUAGAUUCUACGCAUAUUACCUCUACAGCUAAUGUGUUGCCAGGUACCAGAUCCUAAGAUUUAGGUGGGUAAUGCCUUUUAUUGUUUUUAGUUGAAUUAGUGAUAUGAGAAGAAGUGGUAUCAUCAUUAUCAGAUUCAUCCGAUUCUUCUGUCCACCAUUCAUCCUCCUCUGAAUUUAAAUUUACUUCUUUAUUUUGAGAGUAAACCAACGAUGACGACCUAAACUUACUUAUUCUAGGAAUUAUCUGCGCUAUCGGGACUUAGCGGGGUUGUCGGUGCGGUGGACUCUCUUCCCCCAAUAUUUUGGUCGUCAGCUAUCAUAAAACCGAAAACUGACGUCAGGAUCAUCCUUAUAUUCUUGCUUGACCCUUCUCGAACUGUCGUCUAGAUUAUUCUUGACGGGUAAUGACAUUUCUGGACUAUUCUAUCUUAUUUUACUUGUACUUUUACUUAUGACGACCGCAGCACACUGUAGGGCGAUGAGUAACAUUCCACUUCUUUUUCUAUAUGUACGUUUCCUAUAAUAAUAGCCGCAGGGUGCUGUGUAAAAAUAUUUAAUGCUUAGCAUUUUAUAUUAUACUCUUCACAGUUUGACAGACCCCCUCUUGUCCCCAUUUUCAAUUAGAUUUAAUUCAGAAUCAAGGGCUUCUUAUAGAGCUCGAUUUUUGUUAAAAAUUUCAAGUUAAUAUCAUUUUUCGUUUUUGAGUUAGAAUUUUUUUUUUAACUUUACUUAACCCCAUAUAUUUGUUUAGAUUAUUUCAGAAUCAAUAGGCUUUGUUCCCUUAUAGAGCUUGAUUUUUGCUAAAAAUUUCAUGUUGAUAUCGCUUUUCGUUUUUAGCUUGUUUCUUUUUUUUAAUUUCAACCUCCCUUAAACCGCCCAUUUUUUUUUUGCUAACAAUUUUUCGUUUUUGAGUUUUUCUUUUUAAAUAUAUUAACGCCUCCUGUAUCCCCCAAGUUAUUCAGAGUUUUCAGAAUCAAUAGACUUUAUCUUGUAGAGCUUGAUUUUCCAGACAUUUUGAAGUCGAUAUCAUUUUCGUUUUUGACUUAUCGUGUGGACAAAAAACGUGACAUUGGAUGGACGAACACAUACUGUGUGAAGAGUAUAGUAAUAAUUAUUAUAUAUUCCUUUUAUAAAAAUCUGUACUAUUUUUGCAUUUUAUUUUCUGACAAGAAACCUAAGUUAGUGUAACCUCGAAUGUAUCAGAAACGGUUAGAUAUAGGGCAAAAUAUUACAUAAAAAGUGUGUAAAAUGAAUCAUGGGAUUCAGAAAUGUUGAAAAAUAUAGGCGGUCCUACGUGAAAUUACAAAAUUAUCACUUACCACAAGUUCUUGGUAUUCAAAAUGAUCCUCAUCGGAUAGCCCACAUUUUUUACCUUUAAGCCAAAUUAUCGGUUUACUUUAAAUAGAACACCUAUAUUUUUUCAUACCAUCUGAAAGUUUCUUUCUUCCCCUAUUCAAAAAUGUAUACAUUGUGAUUAUUUAUUGAAGGUUUGAAGGAUAUAUUUUUUAUGAAUCUACAUCAAAAACAUAUAAUUGUACGAUUGUUGGAAUUUCUGUUAAAGUUUAUUCAUUUUUUAUAAUUUUUUUUAGUAUUCACGUAUCAUAAACCAUCCCAAACAAACAAACAAACAAACAAACAAACAAACCAAAAAGCGUGAAUAAUCGGGUCUUUAUCGCACGCCGUGCAUAUAAAGGUUCAAUAAAUAAGAUUAGAUUGUCAGAUUUUUUUUUGAAUUGUGAAAUUAAUGAAAUUGUUUACAAGUUUAUCUGAAUCAAGUAACAUGAAUAGAAAAAUUAUUCUAAUAAUUAAAUGAAAUGUCAAAUGACAUUUACCUACCCACUCGAUAAAAUGCAUGGAAUAUUAAUUUGCAUUUUUCAAUUAAAAUGAUUGUAGUUUUUACUAAUAUUACUAUUGUAAUUACACAUUCAUACUAAAAAAAUAUCUUAUGACACAAUGCAUAAUCGCCUUUAAAGCAUUCUUAACGUUAAGGACACUCUGCUGCGCGUCGUGGCCUUAAACUAGUUGCUCAUGCUUUAAAGGCUCGAUUAUGCAUUAGUGUCAUAAUGUACUAUUAUGGGUCUAUUUUCUGAUUUAUUAAAAAAAAAAUGAUCUGAUACUCGGUAAUCUAAAUGUGUCCUUCUUUCAAAGCCGCCUGAUAUAUUAAACAGCUUUGAAAAAAAAUAUAACUGAUGUUAAGAAACGUCAAAUGAUUUAUGUGACGUAGUUCAAGAACGAACACACUCAAAUUUAUUGACCGACAUUGUAAAAAUAGGUAUUUUUUGGUAACUAUGUUGAAGCAAAUUUAAGAAGUUUUAGCGAAAACUACACGUCGAUAUCUUUUUCCAUUCUUGAAUUUUAAGCUGUCAAAAUGUGUUACUUUAUAGUGGGACACUCUGUAUUAUAUUUUCCUUAUUAGUUCUGACUACUUAAAAAUUGAAUAUAGGACGCACCUUUCUGUCGUCCUCGUUAUUCCUCUACCUCCCGUCACUCUAACCAACACUAUUUAUAUAGGGAAGGUACCAUAUGUUGGCACGUCAUCAUCAUCAUCGAAAAGGUGAUUUUAUGGGAAAUUCAGCAAUACUGUUCAUUGCGUUACUUUUGUUUUUAGCGCUGUCUAGCGGGAUAAAAAAACUGUUAGGUGUUUUAAAGUAUGACAUUUCAUUUGAAAGCUACUUUCAUUUUUAAUUUCUUCCUCAAUGUGUUCAAUCUGCUUUUUUUUUCAUUCAGUAUAUUUGAAGUUAUUCGUAAAAAACAAUUUUUGAUGAAAAUAAAUACUUACAUUUCGUAAAGCGUCUUUAUUUUUUUAUAUUACUCUGUGUAGAAUUUUUUUUUAUUUUCGUUUUUAAGUUUCAAGAUUUUUUAAUAGAGAAGAAUGAAAUAAAUGUUUGAUACAUUUUGAAGUUAUACUUAAUUUUAGAUAGCUGUUGAGAAGAAGUUUUUUUUUUAUUUACUUAUUUUUUUUAUAGAAUAAACGUUAUUUCUUAUUAUGUACCAUUCAUCUCAUUUUGCCAGUGACUGUAGAUUUACCAUUACAUAAAAGUUUUCUAAAAAAAUUAUGGAAAUUCGAUUAUUAAUUAUCUCUGGAAAUAUCAUAUUUUUCUCAUUUUCAUGUCUUAUGAUUUUUUUUUCGGGAUAGUGCAUGUCUAAAUUUCGUAUUAAAAGUCAUUACUUUUAAAAUUUUUAGUUAUUGUACAUCUUUUUUUAAAAGAUAGAUUAUUUUACGCCUAUCUUCCAUUGGCUAAAUCUGUGAUAUUUGAAAUAACUUUAAUGUAACAAUUUUUAAGUAAAAAAUUGAAUUUGCAAAUAGGGGAAUAACACAGACUACUGACUUUUGACUUUUACAUACAUUUACGCCAACUAUAGACUAGUACAUAACUGUACAAUAUUUUUAUUAUAAAUAAGAGAAUCUCAAUACAUGAUUUGCGAGUUGCCAAUUUUUAAAUUCAUUAAAAUUUUACAAAACAUUUUAAAUAUGCGGGGGAAAAUUACAUAUGAAACCUUAAAACAGUUUUUCACCAUGAUGAGUUUAAACAUAUGGCCUAUUAUUUCUUAUUGAUUUGUUAAAUGUGCAUGAAAUAAUUUGGUUUAAUUACAAAUUUGUUUAAAAAUCCAA
Molecule: messenger RNA, 11779 nt
Organism: Psylliodes chrysocephalus
Lineage: Eukaryota; Metazoa; Arthropoda; Insecta; Coleoptera; Chrysomelidae
Source: the annotation of a GenBank genome assembly